CCUAAGAACAAUAAUUCAAAACAUGCAACCAACUGCAUCAUUGGUCAAAUCACGAUUUGUUUAAACACUUUCCACGGCUACGAGUAAUAAUUAACCACUGAACUUUGAAGAAGAAAAUUAAAGCAAUGAAGAACAGAUAAUAAUAUCUUGUGAAAUAUGGCUUGAUUAAAACUGGAGAUGGGCAGUAAUUCCUCGACACAAGCAUCCUCGACAUCGAAUGUCAAAAAGCCUGGAGUCCAACGGGAGCCAGACGAAGAAGACGUAGACGUCCCCGAGUUUCCCCCGGACGAGGACUACCCUCCACCCAAACAGAAUUCUCUGAAGAAAGACGAUAUUUACGAACACUGGAAGUAUAAAGAUGUACACCAGCAUGUCAGGAAGAUUCCUGGUAAGAUCGACUUAUCUUUCCAGCAGCUUCUCGACUACCUCGUGGUGCCGUUCAGGACUGACAUGCAGAAGGUGCGUGCGCUGUUCAUGUGGCUAUGCGUUCAGCCAAUCACAACAACUAAAUACAAAAAUCUGGAAGGAUACCCGCCUGAAGAUCUCGCGAGAACACCAAGAGGAUUCAUGAAACUCAUUAAGGAGGGGAGAGCUUCGUAUGCCUCGCUCUUUGCAGUACUCUGCAGAAAAUCGGGAAUAAAAUGUGCGAUAAUAAAGGGAGUCUGCAAAAGUGCCGGAUACGAAGUAGGGACUACGGAUACACUGAAAGACCUCAGGUCCAAAUGGAACGUGGUUUGGGUCAAGGACAGCUGGAGAUUGAUCCAUCCUUUGUGGGCGUGUCAAACAGUGAUUGGCAAGUCAGGCCUGGACAAGUGGACGGCCUACGACGACGAAGAGGAAAACACAGAAGGAUGGACCAUACAGAAAAUCAACGAGUUUUUCUUUCUCACCGAUCCGCAUGACUUCCUCUAUUUCUGCUUCCCGGACGACCCAAAAUGGCAGCUCUUGACCGUACCGUAUGACCUUAACCGCUUUGUCCGCGUUCCUUUUUUACAGGAGGCAUAUUUUGGACUGGGUUUGAAGCUGAUCACAGAACAAAGCUGUAUUUUACACGAUAUUGACGGCGUUGUUGAAAUCGCGUUCCGAGUUCCCGACGACUACCCAACACAAAUGAACUAUGACCUGCUGUUCAAGCGUGACGAGUCUGAGGUUGACCUUGACAACAAGACGCCAUUGAACAAAUACGUCCUCAUGAAUUAUGAGGAUAAUAUUUGGACUUUUAUUGUUAGAUUCCCAGUUCCCGGUGUGUACAAACUGUCAAUUUUCGGUGGACAUGUCGACCGUGAAAAUGUUCCAUGGAUUGCAGAUUUUCGCCUUGUUUGUGAAAAUCCGCGAGAAAAUUGUGUACCUUUCCCCGAUGCGCCGUGGAUCGGUCUUGGUUAUUCAUACGAAGCCCAGAAGGGUGGACUAAUUGAUCCUUCUCAAAAAUCAGGACUACUCGUCAUGAAACCCCAUCAAGACAUUCACAUCACAAUCAUGGUUGAAACUGGUAUUAACAUUAAAGUGAAGUUCUUGCACAUCCUUCUAAGUGAGAAUGAACUAAAGGAAAGAUUUUAUUGUAAAAAGAACGUAGGGAGGAUCGAUAUUAUGGGGAAAAUUCCUCAGCACGGGGACUAUCUGAUCAAAAUCUACGGUAAGACCAAAGGCGUGAGGGGAGAGAUGGCCAAUAUCUGCAAUUACAUGAUCUGUACAGAAGAUCCAAGACCCUCAACCAAGAGGAGGAAGGGAUGGGAGAAUGCUCGAGAGAAGCUGUUGAGGAAGGGGGUCAAGGAAGCCACAGCUGUGAAGGACAUUGACCUACUUAAGGUGACCAUUGAUAAGUUUGUGAACGCUGGAUUAGAGGACCGCGGGGACUACACGAAAGCCAGCACAAGGCUAGAGUUUUUGGAGGUUAAACAAACUUUGAUAAAUGCCAUCAACAGAAGAAAUGACCCCUGCUUAGUCCGGGCGAUCUCGAUGGCCCGGGGGUCGGGAUACGUGCACCGGCUGACCACUCUGGUUAAACAAGCAGAAGAUCUACUGGCCGAGUUACGCCGUUUGAAGGGUUUCCAGCACCCAAUUCCAGACCUCAACAAACCGAUCAUUGCGGAGUUGAUGAACUAUAAAAGCCCACUUCCGAUGGUCCAUGACGUCAUGAUUGCCACGUUCUUGUUGCUAGGCGAAAAAGAAGAAGAUCUCAUGAUUUGGGAAUACAUUCAGAAUCUUAUGAGGAAGACGGGCAAGAAGAGCCUGAUGAACAGAUUUCAAAAGUUUAAUCUCGCUGAUGUACCAGAAGAGGUGAAAACCAAAGCGCAAAAUAUAUUUAUGAGGUUUACUGAGGAUGACGUCAGAAAGACUAGCGCAGGCGCAGCGUCUUUCUUUGUAUGGAUUCAGAAGGUGAUGAAAGAGCCUGAUCCACCUCCUGUAACAGAAGUAGCCAAAAACAAAAAGUCCAAGAAAUGAAAAAAUUGCAAUGUUAAAAUUUUCUGACAAGUACAGUCGGGUCAUUUUAUAUAUUAAUUGCUGUUCCUCGAUUUCAUGAUUAUUGGUCCUUUUUUCAUACAUAUCUAGAUAUUGUACAUCCACUUCACAAUUCAUCUUUCCUCAUAAUAUUACUUUUAAUUUUCAUGGUAGAGUGUAAUAAAAGACAUUUUCAGAAUAUUGAUCAC
Messenger RNA from Saccostrea cuccullata (small rock oyster), 2648 nucleotides. Its product is annotated as lim and transglutaminase domain protein ltd-1-like. The transcript has 8 exons. NCBI's taxonomy places the organism in Eukaryota, Metazoa, Mollusca, Bivalvia, Ostreida, Ostreidae. The record is from RefSeq and is a predicted model, not a curated record. The coding region runs from base 178 to 2442 and encodes 754 amino acids.